AUGAAGCUGUUGGACCAAGUUGGCUUAGAGGGUUUGAGUUCUCAAUUAAGUAACGGUAGUAAAAGAUACAAAAUUGAUGCCAGGCUAGAAAGCUACUCAUGCAAAAUGGUUUCAGAAGAAAAACGUCAAUUUAAGGAAUUGGUUUCUCGUUUAAAUGGUGAUGAAAGUCAAGAAUCACCUGCCCUUUACCUUGGGUCCUCACAAACUCUACGGGAUUUGUAUGAAAUGACUGGACAAGUGGUCGAUCCCGAAACAAUUCGGAUGAGUAUCAUCCAAGAUCAGUCACCACCGAAUUCUUCCAGCCUCUCCCCUCCUAGAAAUGUGUGCAGUGGAAGAAAACGUACUCGGUCUGAAACAUCUAUAUGUUUGAAUGAUAGUACCUCGGAAUCACCGUCUCCAAAGUUUUCAGCCUCAGCUCUAUCAACCAAAGAUUUUUUCUGUUUAAUGAGUACAUUAAAUAGCUGUUUUGGUCCUGCCUAUGAUUUUCUGGCUGCUAGAAGUGACGAAUUUUGUUUGGAACCUGAACUAUGGCUUGUAAAACAUUAUAUUUCUCGGUUCUGUUCCAUUUACGUGGAUAAAUACGAAGAUCUAGCACCUCAUCUUUGGAAAGUUAUCGGUGAUGAAAUUUCGCCUGCUCAGUGUCGUAUAUAUAGUUAUCGUCCUGAUCAUCUAUCCGAUCCGUACAGCUCAGGAUGUUUAGCAUCUUUCAAUUAUUUUUUUCAUAAUCGAUGCUUGCGUCGUGUACUAUUCUUUUCUCUUCGUGUAUUAAAUGAUUCACUUUUAGAUGAUGAUGGAGAUGAACUAACUGAAUCCAAUUUAUACUAA
Messenger RNA from Schistosoma rodhaini, 825 nucleotides. The record is from the annotation of a GenBank genome assembly. Lineage: Eukaryota; Metazoa; Platyhelminthes; Trematoda; Strigeidida; Schistosomatidae.